This is a messenger RNA of Phalaenopsis equestris, 1214 nucleotides long. Its product is annotated as WUSCHEL-related homeobox 6-like. Gene Ontology annotation, biological process: adventitious root development. Gene Ontology annotation, molecular function: DNA binding; DNA-binding transcription factor activity. The transcript has 3 exons. The coding region runs from base 68 to 847 and encodes 259 amino acids. NCBI's taxonomy places the organism in Eukaryota, Viridiplantae, Streptophyta, Magnoliopsida, Asparagales, Orchidaceae. The record is from RefSeq and is a predicted model, not a curated record.
AUCUCCCCUUCCUCCUCAUUUCCUCUAUUCCUUCCCAACUUAACUCCUCUUCCCUUCUCCUCCACCCAUGGAAGGCAACCAAAACAGUUCCGGCAACAUACCCCCCGCCGCCAGCGAGCCCAUCCGCUCACGUUGGACCCCAAAGCCAGAACAGAUCCUCAUACUUGAAUCCAUCUUCGAAAGCGGAAUGGUGAAUCCAGCCAAAGAUGAGACAGUAAGGAUUCGCAAGCUGCUAGAAAAGUUUGGUUCGGUUGGGGAUGCCAACGUGUUUUACUGGUUUCAGAACCGGCGGUCUCGCUCUCGCCGUCGCCAGCGUCAGAUUCAGGCGAGUCUUGCGGCCGCCUCGGCGGUGGUUGGAGGAGGAAAAACUACGGGAUUCGAGCAAUCAGCUGCAGUAGCGGCGGCAAUGGCGUCUUGUUCGUCAAAUUGUACGUCGUCGUCGUCAUCGUCGAGUUCGUCUGGUGGUGGCGGGGGAGCUGGUUUUUAUUAUGGUGCUUCGUCUUCGGUGACUCCGAGUUCGGUGUCGUUGUUGUCGGGGUUUGGUGGGAGUCAUAAGGCGGAUGAUCUGUUUUCUAUUUCUGAUCAAAUGGGGGGACUUGGAGAUGAUAGCUAUAUGUCCUGUUAUGAGGCGGCGCAGAUGCAAUACCAGACUGGAAGCAUAACUGUGUUCAUCAAUGGGAUUCCUUCAGAAGUUCCAAGCGGGCUAAUUAACAUAAGAGCUAUGUUUGGCCAUGAUGCUAUGCUCAUCCAUUCGUCCGGAGAACCCCUUCCCAUUAAUGACUGUGGAAUCCUUCUGCAGAGCUUGCAGAUGGGAGAAAGCUACUACUUGGUUGCAAGAUCUACUUAAUUUAGAAGAACUCUGGGCAUUGAGAAAUGGGAAGAUGGAGUUGAGAAAAUCUUUAAAAAUAAGGCAUGAGCUGGUGAUUUUAUUUUAUUGCUUUUUUUUUUCUUUUUGCAUGCAUGCAGGGAAUGAGAGGUGUUUUGUUUAUCAUCUAAGGGAGCCAUGUGCGCUUCUGCAAGGGUUAGAAAUUAUGUGAUUUUUCUCUUUUUACGUUGGAUUUAUGUAAUGAAGCCUUUGAACUGGUUCCUGCUGUCGUGAACCAAUAUAAUAUAUAUUAUGAGUAGGAUCAGUAGCCGGAAUAUAAAUGCAUAUUCGUACUUCUGAAUUGUACUUCAAAAUGAAAUAAGCUUUUUUUUUGGGGGUUGUAAAGAUG